CCUGGGCACUGCUUGGGCUGUUUGGACAGCAGGCUGCUGGGCCUGCAGCUGGGAGCCCUGAGAAAGGAUGAAGCCUUCCUGGCUGCAAUGUCGCAAAGUAACAGGCGCAGGGACACUUGGGGCGCCCCUUCCAGGGUCCCCUUCAGCAAGAGGAGCCGGUGCGGCCCGAAGGGCUUUGGUGGCUGGUCUAGGGGGCCGGAGCUGCAGGGCUCUGACCAUCAGCACUGGUGGCGAGUACAAGACCCACUUCGCAGCUUCCGUGGCGGACCCAGAGAGGUUCUGGGGUAAAGCUGCGGAGCAGAUCAGUUGGUACAAGCCCUGGACCAAAACGCUAGAGAGCAGAUACCCUCCUUCCACUAGUUGGUUUGUGGAAGGGAUGCUUAAUAUCUGCUACAAUGCUGUUGACCGGCACAUUGAAAACGGCCACGGGGAUAAGAUUGCUAUCAUCUAUGACAGUCCGGUUACGAACACUAAAGCAACCAUUACCUAUAAGGAAGUCUUGGAGCAGGUCUCUAAGCUGGCUGGUGUCUUGGUCAAGCAAGGUGUCAAGAAAGGUGACACCGUGGUCAUCUAUAUGCCCAUGAUCCCGCAAGCAAUAUAUGCCAUGCUGGCAUGCGCACGGAUCGGAGCAAUCCACAGUCUCAUAUUUGGAGGAUUUGCAUCCAAAGAAUUAAGUACCCGCAUCGAUCAUGCAAAGCCUAAGGUGGUUGUAACAGCAUCAUUUGGCAUUGAACCUGGGAGGAAGGUAGAAUACAUUCCACUUCUAGAAGAAGCACUAAAGAUAGGACAACACAGACCCAACAAGGUCCUCGUUUACAAUCGUCCAAACAUGGAGAAAGUUCCUUUGAUGUCAGGUCGUGAUCUUGAUUGGGAAGAAGAAAUAGCCAAAUCCAGGUCACAUGACUGCGUGCCCGUUCUCUCCGAGCAUCCACUGUACAUUCUCUAUACAUCUGGAACAACUGGGAUGCCUAAGGGUGUAGUUAGACCCACUGGGGGAUAUGCUGUGAUGUUGAAUUGGACAAUGUCUUCCAUAUAUGGACUUAAACCUGGAGAGGUAUGGUGGGCAGCUUCUGACUUAGGCUGGGUUGUCGGACAUUCUUAUAUUUGCUAUGGGCCUCUUCUCCAUGGAAACCCAACAGUUUUAUAUGAGGGAAAGCCUGUGGGAACACCAGAUGCCGGUGCUUAUUUCCGUGUGCUUGCUGAGCAUGGAGUGGCUGCCUUGUUUACAGCACCAACGGCAAUUAGAGCAAUCCGUCAACAGGACCCUGGGGCAGCCUUGGGGAAGCAGUACUCUCUGACAAGGUUCAAGACACUGUUUGUGGCUGGGGAAAGAUGUGAUGUGGAGACCCUAGAAUGGUCCAAAAAGGUCUUCAGAGUCCCUGUUCUAGACCACUGGUGGCAAACAGAGACCGGAUCCCCCAUAACAGCAUCGUGUAUUGGAUUAGGUAACUCCAAAACACCUCCACCAGGGCAAGCAGGAAAAUGCGUUCCAGGAUACAAUGUUAUGAUCUUGGAUGACAACAUGCAAAAACUGAAGGCUCGAAGCUUAGGAAAUAUUGUGGUAAAGUUGCCAUUACCACCUGGGGCAUUUUCAGGACUCUGGAAGAAUCAGGAAGCAUUCAAGCAUUUAUACUUUGAGAAAUUUCCUGGAUACUAUGACACUAUGGAUGCUGGCUACAUGGAUGAGGAAGGCUACCUAUAUGUUAUGUCGCGAGUGGAUGACGUAAUAAAUGUUGCAGGCCACAGGAUUUCUGCAGGUGCUAUUGAAGAGUCAGUCCUUUCACAUGGCACUGUGGCCGACUGUGCUGUGGUUGGCAAGGAAGACCCCUUGAAAGGUCACGUCCCCUUAGCACUCUGCGUGUUGAAGAAAGAUAUAAGUGUAACCGAAGAACAAGUUUUGGAAGAAAUUGUGAAACACGUCAGGCAGAGCAUUGGCCCUGUGGCGGCUUUUCGAAAUGCGGUUUUUGUCAAACAGCUACCCAAAACCAGGUCUGGCAAGAUUCCAAGGUCUACACUCUCCGCCCUAGUCAAUGGCAAGCCAUAUAAGGUAACACCUACCAUCGAGGACCCCAGCAUUUUCGGUCACAUAGAAGAAGUUCUGAAGCACGCCCUGUGAUUUUUGUUUACUAUUUUCAUUCAGUUUGUCUUAACUUUCCAGCCAGAAUUAGUUGUUUAUUUUCUAUAAAGAAAUACUUGAAAGCAUUUUCCUUAUCAACUCAAAUGGGAACUGUUGCCUUAAAGCAGUCUAGCGGCCCUUGGACCAGGGUGUAUGUUAUGUUUUAUGU
Messenger RNA from Acomys russatus (golden spiny mouse), 2285 nucleotides. RefSeq names its product acyl-CoA synthetase short chain family member 3 (gene Acss3). The record is from RefSeq and is a predicted model, not a curated record. NCBI's taxonomy places the organism in Eukaryota, Metazoa, Chordata, Mammalia, Rodentia, Muridae. The coding region runs from base 68 to 2116 and encodes 682 amino acids. The transcript is spliced from 16 exons.